Messenger RNA from Sitodiplosis mosellana (orange wheat blossom midge), 4323 nucleotides. RefSeq lists its product as uncharacterized. The transcript has 2 exons. Gene Ontology annotation, molecular function: protein binding. The record is from RefSeq and is a predicted model, not a curated record. Bases 530 to 4084 code for a protein of 1184 amino acids. NCBI's taxonomy places the organism in Eukaryota, Metazoa, Arthropoda, Insecta, Diptera, Cecidomyiidae.
GCGGCAACGUCUUUAAAACUGUUUUAAAAGUCGAUUCAGGAGGAGGUGAAGAGAAGUGAGACUGAAAGUGAGCUGUAAAAUCCGAAUGAAACAAAAAGUGGCGUUUGGUAUGCAGUUUCAAAAGAAAGAAGCACAUUUGCUUUCUUUUGCCAUGUUAAAAAUCUGAAUCAAAUUGCACACAAUCAAAAUAGAAGAAAAUUUUCUACGAAUCAAAAAAGUGUUUGGUACAUUUCUUUGGCGUCGUGGUAUCAAAACGGUUGUCAGAAAAAAGGAGAAGAAAUAACGAAGCGCAAAAAUGUGAAAAAAGAAGACGAAGAAGUAAAAAACGAGAACAUACAAAACCUUUGAAGUUGUAAAACGUGAACAAAAGCGAAAAGCGGCUAAAGAAUUGACUGCUAUUUGCAUUGGGAAUUUGUUUGUUCGAGUAAACGCUGCGAUUGUUCCUUUUCGACGUUCGGUCUAUGUGUAGCAUUACUGCAGCAAGAAAGAAAAAACCAUAAUCGCAGCAGCAGUGCGCAUUCCGUUUCUUAUGCAAAUGCCAGCGAAAAGUCGUGGAAAAUCAGCAGCAGUCAGUGAUAUAAAUUUGUUCAAUGUAAAUGCCGAUGUUGUGCUACCAUCAGCUUCACCAUUGAAAAUCGAGUCAGUUGUUCCGCGACGCAGUAAAACUCCCACAAGUCGAUUUCUGCAACGUUCAUACAGCACAUUAAAUCUAAGAUAUUUGAAUACAUUGAUAAGUGAGAAUCAUCAGCGUAAAAGUGGUGUAGUUGAUCCAAAGUCAAGACAAUCGAUAAAAAAUGGCAGCCGAGCUGUUGCGACAGAUGGUGGCGGUGGCAUCGGAGGAGGCAAACAUUUGGAGGCUAGUGAAAAUGGUGUGGCACUCAAAACGAUAUCGCCUUCGUCGAAUGCCACGAAUCCGGGCAACGCAACGAGUGUUCAGCACGGUUUCUGGCGCAUACAAAGAACAGCAAAAGAGAAGGAAAAAUGUCCCGAUCGCAUAAAUUUGGAUAGAAGAGGUCUGGCCACAUUGCCGCUAAUUGUUGAUGAGCCAAAUUUGCGUUUGUUAUCGCUUCAGCACAACCUAAUCAAUAGUAUCUGUGUACCUGCUUUGAAUCUGAACAACAACAACCAGCAUGCGAACGGCGACAAUUCGUCACUUAUCACAGCCGUUGAAUUUACGAAAAAGACCAACACAAAUGCAGACCAAAAUCAAUCGAAUAAGUUGACGAAGGCGAUGGUUGUGAACGGUGGCAAUGGCAAUGUCAGUAGCAACGCUGGUCCUGGUCAACGUUUAUUGCGUACACAAUCAAUACAAAAACCGUCAUCAUCAUCAUCCCGUACGUUGUCACGUAAUUUUUCCAUAAAUUCAAACGCAAUCGGUCGAAAUCGGCUAACGACCAAAACUAUUGACCCAAAUCACCAAAAUGCCGCUACGAAAAAUACGCUCGUACCAACAAAAUCGGCGCUUUUGCAUUCCAAAGAAAAGUACGUGCUCAAAAAGGCAAAUAGUGUUGUCAACAGUUAUUCGAAGCACCUCGGUCGAUUGAUUCAAAACCGCUACAAUGGCACGACAGCAGCCAGCCGACUAGCAUUAGGCUCAAGUAUUAGCAGCGAUUCAACGCCGGAUAUUGAACUGCAGCCCUCGACCGACAUGCUAAUGAUAAAAAAUGACCCGUUCAGUGGUUUUGCGCAGUGUUUACAGCAUUUAGUGUUUUUAGAUCUGACGGACAAUCAAAUUGAACGCAUCUCAUGUUUGGAUGGUUUAACGAGUUUAACGGUACUUUUGUUGGGUAAAAAUCGAAUUAGUGACAUAUCGGGAGUGGUUUCGGUGAAAACAACGUUGCGUGUACUCGAUUUGCAUGGCAACAAAAUCACAUCGAUCGCACAAAAAAUAUGCCAACUACAUGAGCUAAAAUCACUUAAUUUGGCUGCAAAUAGUCUACGCCACAUACAAGAGGACGAUUUUAAAGGUCUGAUCCAAUUGAAGGAAUUAAAUAUUAAACGAAAUCGAAUCAAGAAAAUCAAUGGAUUCGAUGAUUUGCAUGCGCUCGAACGAUUGUGGAUGUGUCACAAUGAUAUUGAAAAAGUGAACCAUUUGUCGUGUUUGAAAAAAGUGCAGAAUUUAAGGGAAAUUACCAUUGAAAACAAUCCCGUGUCAUUGGCCGGCGAUUGCAUAUCAUUUUUGGUGUCGCAUUUGAAACGGUUAACAUCGUUUAAUCAAAUGCAAGUGACGGACCAAGUACGACGGGCGGCAAUGGAAUGGCGCAAAAAUAGAGAACUCUAUGAUUCCAAUCAUUCUGAAUUGAGCAGUGAUAUUCGCCGUGAAGAGAUUAUAUCAAAUGCACGCACAAACUGGGAAUUGCUUCGAUCACAGCAACCGCAAAGAAUUUCCAGCCAUACUCAAAAGCCGAUUAACGGCACUGCAAUGCUACGAACCGCAAACGAUGCCGUUGACGUAGAGAGCAACUUAUCGGAAAACGUUAUUAUUGAUCGGAAGGUGAUUCGGCAGAAAACGCAAACGAUACGAAAAAAUCUACGGAAAUCGGUGAAAAUGCGACGGUCUUUAUCACAGGAUAAUAAUAAUAUUAAUUCAAGUGCAACAAACGAAUUCCAUUUGCCGCCCAUUACACCGAACGUUUCCGAGAAUGUGAUUCAGGUUGAAGCGUCCAUCAUAUCAUCGGAAUCAAGCGUUGGAGUUAAUGUCGACUCAACGUCAAGCCAUUUCAUAACCGAAACAGAGGAAAGUGCAACGAAAUUCGAUGGACUAUCGCGAAUAGCUAAGGAGAGCACGGUCGAAGUGGAAAAUGCAAUAGAAACCGAUUUCCAUGUUGAUUCGAAUGGAAAUAAUCUCCGUGAUGCUUUAAAUCAAUGUGAGAUUGAACACGAGCCAGAUGUCGUAUCAAAUUUAAUUCUGUCUGAAAAGGCGACUGGCGAUGUCCUUGAGCUGGAUGCGUCGGCGAACAUAAUCCCAAAUGAGACCGUUGAAAAGGAUCCGGUCAUUUGUGAUGAUCCGGUGAAAAGCUUAAUCGAAAGCUCUGCCCAUAAUAAUCUCCCGUCAGAGAAGACACUCCAUCGCACAAAAAGCACUGUGAAAAGGUCAUGUCAACAUCCAACGCUGCAACGUUCACAAACAGCACGAGUGAUAAACUUGAUUUCACCGAUGCCAAGUGCGACGGCGGCAGCAUCAUCGUCGUCGUUGACCACCGUACAAACACCAAAACCACCAAAGCAAUUGGAACGCGAACGAGAACAAGGUGGUGACUAUCUUAUCGAAAUCUGUGGCCGUUAUUUGAACGUUUAUGGAAGCGGUGCAAUAAAGUUCAUCGAUCGUCAAUGGAAUGCACAGAAGGCGAACGAUGUGCACACAUUGAAAUUUAGUUAUGUGAAUUUCAAUAAUGUCGCUACGAUUUUUGGGAAAAUCAAAAAUCGCUUUCCAAAUGCCGAAAACUAUGCAUUUCGCGAGACGAAUAUUCAGUUUUUUGGCCAAUUGAAUGCGUUGGCCGAGCUUCAAGGUUUGAAAUCAUUGACAAUAGACGCCGAAGGAAAUCCGAUCAACUCGAAAGACUGGCGAUCUUAUGCGGUCUACCGCCUAUCUCACUGGGGGCUUAAGAUAAUCAACGAUAUUGAGAUUACAAGUGAAGAAAUUGAAACCGCCCAAGCAACAUACUCCGGUCUAUCGGAUUUAGUGUUAUGGUCAUUGCCCGAAUCUACAAUCGAACCACUGCUGCUACGCCUUAAUUUAGAGGAAUCAUGUACUACAAUCGAAAAAAUUAAACCGAAACAAUGGCUAAUGAGCGCUGAUUUGUCACUGCGUUCAGUUGUCGGCAAAGAAGCGCUUCAGUGCAAAUUAUCUGCACAUAAUCCAUCGAAUCCGUUCGUUCAAGAAAAUGAAAUUCGGAAUCGUGGCCGAUAUUGUCUGUCAACCAUGAUUGAAAACACCUACAAUGCCGUAGAGAAGUUACAAAAAUUGGAAUCCAUGUGGCCGGGCAUGUUGCUCGAUCUCGUUAAAUCGACGCUGCUCGACUAUGCGCAAAUGGAUGCAUAUCUUGAACAUUUAAUGACCGAAUCGAGUACAACGGGAAAGUAAACAGUCCUUCACAAAUAAGAGAUUUUAUUUAUUAUUGCGUAUAUUUUUAAUAAACAGACAAAGAAACAAACAAUUUUUUGCAACAUCUUUUGAAUUUAUCGAGAAAAAAACAAAUACUUGACCCAAUUUCUACUAUUGCAGCGCUGGAGAAACUUGUGCAGAAUUUUGUUAGCAGUACCUAGUAACCUGUGAACAAUGUGUAGACCAAAUUCAUAACAAUUCCAAUGGGAAGACAACAA